Messenger RNA from Prunus armeniaca (apricot), 345 nucleotides. Lineage: Eukaryota; Viridiplantae; Streptophyta; Magnoliopsida; Rosales; Rosaceae. The record is from the annotation of a GenBank genome assembly.
AUGAUGAAGUUAGGCAUCACCAUUGAUGAAUUGUCUGGAAGUCGUCUCAUGAUUCAAGGGUUCAACCAACGGAGGCAAAGAGCCAUGGGCAUGAUCAGAAUUGAGCUCGUGAUAGGCGAAGUAAAGAAAAUCUUAGGUGACAGCAAACCAUUUAUUGAAGCUGAGUCUUAUUUUGCCAAUGCCAAGUUUUACAUGGAUGAAGACAUGGUAUCUGAAGUUAUUCCCGUUGAGGUUCACUCAACAGGCAAGGCCAUACCAAGAAGAGAUGAACAUUCAAAGUUCCUUCCUACUGAAUUGAAAGGCGAUAAGCAGUCAAAAAGCAUUUUGUCUGGACAAAUGGGAUGA